Molecule: messenger RNA, 1539 nt
Organism: Knipowitschia caucasica
Lineage: Eukaryota; Metazoa; Chordata; Actinopteri; Gobiiformes; Gobiidae
Source: the annotation of a GenBank genome assembly
AUGCUCCGCGCUGAUGGCGAUAAUGGGAACGAUGAGCGCCGGAGAGGAAGUGGGGUAUUCUGCGCUAACUGUUUGACCACCAAGACGUCACUUUGGAGGAAGAAUGCGAACGGUGGCUAUGUGUGCAACGCAUGUGGACUGUACCAGAAACUGCAUUCGACCCCGAGACCUCUGAACAUCAUCAAGCAGAACAACGGCGAACAGAUCAUUCGCCGUCGCACUCGCAAACGCAUCAACCCCGAUACGCUGCCUUCUGAAAACCCUGCCCCCAAACGUCAACAGGUGCCAAACGAGGAGCGCGUCAACGGGGAAGAAACUUACCGAAACUCCCUGAAGAGCCAGCAGCCUUCACCGCGCUCUCGCUCGCCGCGUUCUACACAAGCUUUCCUCGCCAAUCAAACCCUGGAGAUCCACCGACGGAUGCCUCCUCUUCUUCUGCCGUCACAUUCAUCACCGCUCGAGGGCAAUGGUGUUCAUCCUGAAUCCGGAUUAAUCUCCAAAAUGGAAGGAGGAAAGGGCGGUUCAGAAAGAGGAAGCCCAAUCGAAAAAUACAUGCGGCCAUCCAAAGCAUCUAGCUACUCGCCUCCCGGUUCGCCGAUUGAGAAGUAUCAGUAUCCCUUGUUCUCUUUGCCGCUUCCUCUUACCAUAUCCCCGGAUUUGGCUCCCGAGUCCGACUGGCUUCGAUUCUGGACCAAAUACAAAAUGGCUGCCACGUCUGGUGUCGCUGGCGGCAUCAGCAGCACGACUAGCCUUGGAAACAGUUAUCUAGGGAUGGUUAGUUCUGUGCAGCAGCAUCAUCAGCAAAGCUACACGGUGCCUUACUGUGCCUCGCCAUACUCUCCGCUACCUCCUCCACCAGCAACCCCACACUACCCUCCCCCACCCAUCCAACCGCAAGCGUCAUCUGCAUCCUUGGAGAACGAAGCGCCUUUAGAUCUCGCAAUAAAGCAAAGAAACACCAAAUCCCCCUUAGUUGACCAUGACUGGAAAGAAGACGAAUCAAAGAUGGAAGUAGAUACAGUCUAUGAGAAAGAGCAAGAAAUACUAAAUACUCAGCUAGAUGCGUCCGUCAAAAGCGCAACCGUCGAAGUGUCCACCCAAGACGACUUGACCCACCGGUGCGCGCAUUGCGGGAUCUACUUUCUGGAUGAGGUCAUGUACGCCUUGCACAUGAGUUGUCACGGUGACCAGGCGCCAUACCAGUGCGGGUUUUGCCUUCACGUCUGCACGGACAAGUACGACUUCACCAUGCACAUUCAAAGAGGGCUACACUCCGACAAGACGCCGCAGCCGAAACCCGAAAACACUGUGAGUUCAGAAAGCGCAGACAUAGAGGAGAAAAGCGAGGAUCCGAUAAAAGACGCUAACGUUGAGGACGAGCCGGAAGAGGAAAGUAUGGGAAGUGAGGUGGAGGACAAGCAAGAUCAGAAAGGCGGGGAGGAGCAAGGUAGCGAGACGGGUGCGGAUUCUGUUGCCACGUCUCCAACUGUCGCAAUUAGCAAGUCUAAAAAGGGUGACAAGAACUUGGAAAGUAUUUAA